Messenger RNA from Echinostoma caproni, 370 nucleotides. The record is from the annotation of a GenBank genome assembly. Lineage: Eukaryota; Metazoa; Platyhelminthes; Trematoda; Plagiorchiida; Echinostomatidae.
UUAGGACGAAUCUUCGGAUUCGGAGAACACAUCCGAUGAAGAACCACACCAUCCACCUAGAAAAAAGAAGAAAGACUCUGAUGCUGAUUACGCCAGGACAUUGCACGCCGAAACCAACGGAAUGCGAAAGCGGUCUACCACAGGUGCUCGAAAAAUCCUUGUGUUCAUCUUAUCAAUCAUGACAGGUAGUAAAUCAAAAGCUCCGCGAAAGUCCUCCGGUGAUGGACAAAAUGUAUUCACUCGUCCUGUUACGUUAUCUAAAGAGUUGGCUGAGUAUUUGGGUGAGGAACAGUUGUCAAGGUCUGAAAUGGUGAAGCGCCUCUGGGCUAUUGCUCGCGAAGAACAACUAUUUGUAUGUCUUGCUUUAUAG